AUGACGGACGAUAGCCAGAUUCCUCGUUGUUGGAUGCCAUGUCUUGUCCCACGAACCGGCGACUUCGAGAGCAAGAUGCACGAUGGAGCUGGGCGUAGAACCUGCACCGUUCCAAUAGAAAGGUCUUGGGGAGCUGAGAUAACUCCAAUUGGUUUCUUGAGGUCUGUGCAAGCUGCCUGGGCCAUCUUGUUGCGAUCGUAUACGGCAAGCGACGAUGUCUGUUUCCGAGUAAUGAAAGGGGAAAGACCAGCUGCCUCGACCCAGCCCGUCGUCUAUAGAGCAAGCUUGACAGGUUCGACACCAGUGCUGUCACUUCUGGAGCUGGAUGCUGUUACGGUGCAGCAUUUGUCCAAUGGAUCUACCGACAGACUACCGUAUAAUACGGCCAUUUACUACAAUGAUGACAGCGGCCUAUCAGAGUGCUUGAAAGAUAUAAAUAUCGCGGUUCGAGUUCAAUACAAUAGGACAGAGCGUGUUGAGUCUAUGGAGCUUGGCUACAAAACCGACACACUUUCUCAUGAGCAGGCUAAGAUUAUUGCCAAAACUUUGGUCCAUCUACUAUCAGAAAUUCAAAGUCACUCAAAUGCGACGAUACAGGAUAUCAGAGUCUGUAGUGCCGCCGACCUUGAUCGCAUGAGAAGAUGGAACAAGGAGUUUACUGGUGACUUCUCCACUGCCGAAAGAUCUGUUCACGAGGUAAUCUUGCAAAAAUGCCACGAGAGGCCGAGCGCUGUGGCGGUGUCAGCUUGGGACGGUGACAUAACAUAUGACGAGCUCGACGGAUUGUCUGCUGCCCUGGAAACCCAGUUGAGAGAGGCUGACGUGAAACCCGAGGAGUUUGUUCCUCUCUAUUUCGAAAAAUCUAAAUGGGUGCCAGUGGCAGUUCUCGGUAUUCUCAGAGCUGGAGCUGCAUUCGUCUUACUGGAAACUUCUCAUCCGGUAGACUGGUUGCAAAAGAUAUGCGAGUCUAUUUCUGCGACAGUCGUGCUAUGUGCUCCAGAUUCCCUGUCCAUGGCUAAGCAGCUGGCCCCAACAGCGAUCCCUUUGAGCCUGGACCCUAGUAAAGUGGACUCACAAAGGAGCCGCUCGGACGGAUUGUGCCACGCUUCUAGUCCCCUGUAUGCUGUCUUCACUUCGGGAAGUACGGGGAGACCAAAAGGGAUUGUCAUGGAGCAUGGUCCCUUCUGUACCUCUACCAAGAGAACUGUGGGUGCGCUCGAAAUUGGACCGAACACACGACGUCUGCAAUUCGCCUCUCAUGCAUUCACUAUGUGUAAUCGUGAGGUUCUCACCACACUGAUGGUAGGUGGAUGUCUGUGCAUUCCGUCAGCACACCAGCGGAUAUACGAUCUGGUGGGGUUUAUCAACCGUCAUAAUGUUAACUAUAGCUAUAUGACGCCAUCGACGGCCGUUAUUCUAUCGCCCGAGGCGGCUCCCGGCAUUCGAGUCCUGUUGUUAGGUGGCGAGGCUAUGCAGCCAUCUCUUCUUGCGAAAUGGGCUGGCAAGGUGAAACUACUGUACGGUUACGGUGCUAGUGAAACGGCUGGGGUCGCAAUUCUUGCCUCUGAUAUAGGAUCCGACUGGGAUCCGCAUAAUCUAGGCUUUGCUCGUGACUCAGCCCUCUGGGUGACGGAAGUUAACAACCCGAAUCGAUUAGCACCGAUUGGCGGAGUAGGCGAGUUGCUCAUUCAGGGAGAAGGCCUUGCCCGGCAUUACAUUGACGAUGAAGAGAGGAACCGUCGUGUUUUCCUGCAGGGAGUGGAAUGGUCUAACGGUUUUUCCGAAUUCCGUUUGUAUCGUACCGGGGAUUUGGUGCGUUAUAACGUGGACGGUUCCAUCCGCUACAUCGGACGAAAGGACAGUCAGAUAAAGAUCAAUGGCCAGCUGGCUGACAUGAACCACGUGGAACACGUGGUCCAGCGAUGUAUGGAGGGUCUCUCGCUGGAAUUUCAACACGUUGCUGCUAUUGCGGUCCCGGCAGCAGGCGGAGGCUCAGCAAAGCGUCGGAGCCUGCAAUUAAUGGCCAUAUUAGGUCACGGACCUCAGUUGAAACAGGAUGACCAGGAUACUACGAUCACCAACCUGGAAAAUGGUUUUCCGGGCUUGAGUACAUCGCUGGAAAAAGUGCUGGCUAACUACCUGCCCCGAUACAUGAUUCCAACUCACUUCGCGUUUUGCAAGAACAUGCCGAUGACGAAAUCAGGGAAGAUGAAUCGUCCCAAGCUCACUGAGCUAGCGGUUCAGGUCCUCGCGGAAGCUACCACAGAGCACAAGGACCGAUACUCAGAUAGCAGAGAAGAGCGUGCUCUGAAAGAUGCAUGGAAUGAGACACUGGGGAUGCUGCCUCUCCUUGGAGACGACUUCUUUCGAAAGAGCGGAGAUUCUAUAAAAGCUAUACAACUCAGCGCACGACUCCACGAAGACGGGUUUGUCUUGACCGUUGUCGAUAUAUUUAGGGAAAGGACAUUUGCAGCUAUGGCGACGGCCCUGAGAGCAAUUUCCUCCACGGGUAUGCCGGAACCGGCACCGCCGCCCUUCUCUUUGUACACCGCGGAUGCAAGUGUUUUAAGGGCCAUUUCUGAGGAGUUGGCAGUUGGCAUGAGUCUUAUUGAGGAUCUCUAUCCGUGCACCCCAAUGCAGGAAGCCCUGGUGGCGUCUUCCGUUAGAAAUCAAGGGGCAAGCAUAGCACGACACGCCUGGACAUUACCAAAGACAGUGAAUUUGGACAUGUUCAAAAAGUCCUGGUCCACUGUUUGGAUGUCAAACCCUGUCCUCCGCUCGCGCAUCGGACGAGUGGGUUCUCGCAUGCUCCAGGUUGUAACACGGACUGAAAUGCCAUGGAGGGUAGUCAAAAGCCUUGACGAUCCGGAACCGGUAAGCAGCGAGAGAGGGCCUCUGAUCCGGUUUGCGGUGACUCUGGAAAAACCAUCACGUUUUCAGCUUGUUAUUCAUCACGCCGUCUUUGACGCAUGGUCCUUGAGCCUUGUGUGUAAGCAGGUGCAACAUGCAUACCAGGGAACGCAAGUCGCAUUGCAUUCUUUCAAUCGAUUCAUCCCCUAUCUCCGUCAAAAUGCUGGGCUGGCCUCAGCUCUCUAUUGGCAGGAGGAGCUUGGUGGCUUCAAAGGGUGCCAUUUCCCCGAGUCCCCAGCCGGUGCAACUGUGCAGGAAAAGUCCAUGAUGACAGUCGCACAUUCAUUCGAGACAGAGCUGGCAGGUGAACUGGGAUUCACUGCAGGAACAUAUCUCCGGCUUGCAUGGGCAAUUGUGCUGAGCCAAGAAACAGGCUGUCCAGAUGUUGUUUUUGGGGCCAUUGUAACUGGACGCAGUGCAGCCAUGGCAGGUAUCUCCAGUCUCAGUGGACCUACAUUAGCCCUAGUGCCAGUGCGUGUUCAGCUAAGUCCCACUGUCUCGGUCGAUUCAACUUUGCAACAAGUUGAGGAACAGUCAUUUCGAAUGAUUGCCUACGAGCAGACAGGGCUGCAGCACAUUGCAAAGGCUGGCGAUGAUGUUGAAGCGGCUAGUAAAUUCCAGAAUGUUAUGGUCAUUCAACCGCGCCAACGCAUGGAGUCAAUGCGAUCCGGCCUGUUCGCUCACCCCGUGGAUAGGAAAGCAGACUACUUGCUCCCCUUUACGAGCCAUCCUUUCAUGCUUGUUUGCCAUAUUGGUGAAGGAAGUGUAUCUCUUGAAGCGUCAUUUAAUUCCUGUGUCGUCUCUUCGGACAAUGUCCGACGUCUUCUUCGACAACUCGCCCACACUGUUAAAGAGCUGAUCAGGAGGCCACAAAGUACCAUUGGGGAAAUCUCGCUUCUCCCUGUCGAGGACCGAGAACAAAUUAAGCAAUGGAAUAAUCACGUCUCAUCAAGCUCUCAGACCUCUGUUGUGGACCUCAUCCGACGCCGGUGUCAGACACAGCCAGAUUCAGUUGCGCUGUGCGGAGCUGACUGCUCGCUGACAUACCAAGACCUUGAUCGAUUCUCAGCCAACUUUGCAGCAUGGUUAAAGGCGAGGGGAGCCUGCAGGGGACAGUAUGUGCCUCUCAUGUUCAAAAAAUCCCCCUGGGCCUCAGUAGCCAUGACAGCAGUUCUCAGAACUGGCGCUGCUUUUGUCAUGUUGCCUCCAUCGUACCCUUUGGGGCGUCUGAGAAGCAUUGUGUCAGAGACCGAGGCACAGUUUAUUGCUGCCUCCCCUGCGUGUGCCGAGGCUAGUCGUCAGCUGUCUGGAAACGUUAUCGUGCUCGACGGUAAAGCGUCCGAACAUCCGCCUGAGGGCCAGCAAUACUCCAGCGCUGCAGCAGAUUCAGCCUUUAGAUCCAAUGAUCCUGCGUAUCUUGUCUUUACCUCGGGUUCAACCGGCAAACCAAAGGGUAUUGUAUUGCACCAUGGUGCAGUCACGACAGGGAUUGCAGAGCGAUGUCAGGGCCUUCGGCUUGAUUCGUCAAGCCGCGUUUUUCAGUUCGCUUCGUACGCCUUUGAUGUUAGCAUCAAUGACACUAUAAUGGCCCUUGUUACUGGUUCUUGCCUCUGCGUGCCCACUGAGUCAGAGCUGCAGGAUAACCCUAGCCAAGCAGCGUUUCAGCUUAGGGCAAACUGGGCUAUGGUUACACCAUCUAUCAUCCGGUUGCUCGACCCGACUGUGGCAUCGACAUUGAGAACUUUUGUCGUUGGUGGAGAACCUUUGACACUUGAUGUUGUUAAGAAAUGGGAGCACCAUGUUCGUAUUAUCCAGAUCUAUGGCCCCGCUGAAUGUACAGUCCUGUCUACGAUCCAAGCAGACGUUACAUCAGACUCAGAAAUGCGGAAUAUUGGAAAGGCCGUCCACUCGGCUUCUUGGAUUGUUGACCCACACGACCAUGAUCGCCUCCGACCCAUAGGAAUGACCGGUGAAUUGCUUCUGCAAGGACCUACAGUUGGAUUAGGAUAUCUCAAAAAUCCAAAACAAUCAGCCGCAUCAUUCGGCUCAUCUCCUCAGUGGCUACAAGAAAUGUCUGCCCCGAGCAGCUCACACGCGAUCUAUAAGACCGGCGAUCUCGUCAAGUACGGCGAAGACGGAAGUCUGUUUUUCGUAGGUCGCAAAGACCUGCAGAUUAAAUUCCGUGGACAGCGCCUGGAACCCGCUGAAGUUGAAUCCAACAUCAUGUCUCUGAUCCCUGCCAUAAAAGAAAUCAUGGUUGAAAUGAUCCAAUUCAAAACGCAAAGCAGCCGAGAAGCUCUGGUUGCGUUCAUAUGCCCUGGGUCAAGUAUGAACUGGGGCUUCUCAGAGGACCCGAACGGGAACUUAGAUCUUCUCACGCCUGGAGGUUCAUUCUAUAACGAUAUCGCGACGCUCUCCUCCCAGUUGGGUGAGCGGCUGUCCUCUUACAUGGUCCCAACCAUAUUUAUCCCGCUUAGGAAAAUGCCGCUCACCCUCACAAUCAAAGUCAACCACACACUGCUGCGAGAAGAGAUUGCAACAUGGCUGCCAGAAAAGAUCAGUGCCUAUCGCCCACACAAAGCGUCCCAAGCUGCAGGACGCGGCCCAAAAUCGGCGCGCGAAGAAUGCAUUUACAAGCUCGCGUGCAGCAUACUAAGCAGAGAUGACCAGAAUGUGUCAAUGGACUAUGAUUUCUUCAGUCUUGGUGGAGAUUCUAUAACCGCAACCCUGUUUGCUUUGGCAGCGAAACGAGAAGGGAUACGCAUCUCCGUCAAUGAUAUAUUCCAGCACAAGACCCUCGCACAGUUAGCUCAGAGCACAGUGAUUGAACGGCCUCAGUGCAAAGAGCUAAGCCAUGACCAAUCGCUUGCAAUGACCCAACAAAUACGAAAGCUGAUUGCAAAAGUUCUCAAGCUUAAUGAAUCACAGGUCACCAACAGCAGUGAUUUCAUUGACCUAGGUGGUGAUUCCAUAACAUGUCUUGAAUUGGUAGUGCAGGCGAGGCGAGAAGGGAUUCUCAUAACCGAGCAAUCUGUAUUUGAAACCCCGAGGAUAUCGAGCUUAGUGAGAGUUGCGAAGGUCAAAGCAGGCGAGAAAUUCAACGAGCCAUCGCAGAGACUCGUUUCUGUCUCUGACGAAACGCUCCGGAAGGAGCUGCCGGCUGAUGUCUUUGCGCAUGUCGUCGAGGUUUUACCCACUACACAGUUCCAGCGAAUGAGCAACAUUGCGAUGAACUAUCGCUAUUAUCGAAUUGCCCUACCCGUUCGUUUCGACAAGUCGAGGCUUCUGUCGGCCUGCCAGCAGCUUGUUCAUAGGCAUGCAAUUUUGCGUACUGGUUUCUUCAAGCUCAGCUCCGGGGACGAGGUUCAACUUGUUCUACAGCCUCGAAAGGUGGCCGUGCACGAGCACCAUGCGAAAGACUUGGACGAGCAUUGCUGGCAGGAUAACAAAGUGGCGGAUUCUCAGAACUGUGGAAAGCCGCCGUUUCAGGUGCAAUUGGUGACGGUGCCUCAUGGCCGUGUCUUUCUUGUCUUCCGACUCAGUCAUGCCUUGUUCGAUAGGCUCUCAAUUCGUUUAAUUAGCGAAGACAUAUCCAGCAUCUACAGCAGACAGCCUUUACUGCAAACCAACCCACUAUCAGUUCAUCUCCGCGCAGCACUCGCGCUUCGAAACGACGCCGCAUUCAACACCUGGCGUCGAGUAUUAGCGGGAUCCGAAGUAACUCGGCUAGCAAGGGAACGGUUGCCUGUUAUGGAGGAAGCGACGCUAUGCAAGGAGCCUGCUUAUCUGGUGAAAAUUGAGAAACAAAUCACCCCUGUCGUGCCACCUUCCGGAUUCACAUUGUCCACGUUGUUGAAAGCAGCCUGGGCGACGACGCUGGCGGAGAUCUUCCGACCGCAUGGCACAAGUCUAGCGGGCUCUGGGCAAUCGAGCAAUCCUCCUGUUGUCUUCGGCCAAGUUGUACACGGACGAGGCGUGGGAGUACCACAUGAGGACCGAAUUCUCGGGCCCUGCAUUAGUAUUAUUCCCGUUCGCGUUGAUGUUGACCACACAGCACCCCGUAUCGAUCUUUUGCGCCAGAUUCAGCAGCAAAUGGUCGAUACUAUGCCAUACUCCACUCUAGGCUUUGAUGACAUCCGCGACAAUUGCACUACAUGGCCAAAGAGUACCAGACUGCCGAGCUUUUUACGAGUUCGCAACUACCAAUUCACUCCGCCCUGCUGGUUUGAAGGGGUCCCCUGCGAGGCCAUCCACUAUGGCAUCCCUAAUAAGCCUUCGCCGUCGGCCAACGUCCAUGUUGUACCCUCGUCGACCGAGCUUCAUGUUGAUAUCACGAUUUCGAGUCAUAUGCUUGGCCCAAAGCAGGUGAAAUAUAUUGUGCAUCAUUUCUGCAAGACCAUACAAUCGUUCGAUGCGGGUAUACGAUCUGUCUAG
Aspergillus affinis is the source of this 7344-nucleotide messenger RNA. Its product is annotated as nonribosomal peptide synthetase 1. The transcript has 2 exons. The record is from RefSeq and is a predicted model, not a curated record. Gene Ontology annotation, cellular component: cytoplasm. Gene Ontology annotation, biological process: amino acid activation for nonribosomal peptide biosynthetic process; secondary metabolite biosynthetic process. NCBI's taxonomy places the organism in Eukaryota, Fungi, Ascomycota, Eurotiomycetes, Eurotiales, Aspergillaceae. Gene Ontology annotation, molecular function: catalytic activity; phosphopantetheine binding. Bases 1 to 7344 code for a protein of 2447 amino acids.